AAUUUCAUUGAUUUUUUUUCAUAUAUGAAACAUUGAGUAAAAAAUGUUUAAAUUUCGUCAUCUAUUUACGUUAUUUAUUAUUGUUUUUAUAUUGAUUUUUCUGCAAUCAAUCGAAUCAAUGAUAAUGUCGUCAACAUAUUCGACUAGGAUCAAAACUACAUGGAAUAAUGAAUCGAUUCCUAUUGAACAGUACAUAUCACUUUCUAUGCAUUAUUCGGGUGAAGAUUUAAUGAUAUUGAUUCAUGCACCAUUCUACAAUGAUCCAGUAUUACCUGAUUGGUCAAAAAAACCCGGUACAUUUGAUAAACUUUAUAAUUAUGAAGUUGUCGAAUUAUUUUUAUUAAAUUCCAAUAAUGAACAUUAUCUGGAAAUUGAACUUGCUCCACGUGGUCAAUAUUUACUAUUAGAAUUGAAUGGCUAUCGUAAUGUUACACGUACACCAAUUUCAUUGAAAUCCUAUAAUGUAAAAAUAACAAACGAUAAACAUUGGUCAGGUCGUGCAAUUGUUUCACAUGAUGAUCUUCCAAAUGGUAUUGAUAAAUUUAAUGCAUACGCUAUUCAUGGUUCCGGUUCAAAUCGAACAUAUUUAUCAUUAUUUCCGGCUCCUAAUAAUAAUCCAAAUUAUACUGAACCGGAUUUUCAUCGAUUAGAACUUUUUCAAUCGAUUUCAUUAUUUCGUCCUUAUAAUUGAAACAGAUUAAAUUUUUUUUCAAAUUUUGUUAAA
Messenger RNA from Dermatophagoides pteronyssinus (European house dust mite), 724 nucleotides. Its product is annotated as UPF0462 protein C4orf33 homolog. The record is from RefSeq and is a predicted model, not a curated record. NCBI's taxonomy places the organism in Eukaryota, Metazoa, Arthropoda, Arachnida, Sarcoptiformes, Pyroglyphidae.